AUGAUGGAAUUGUAUUCACGCCAAGUAGAUCGAGUAUCUGAUCACGUGACGGACAAUCUAUCGCUUGCCGAAUGCGACGAGACGAUGAGCGAACCGGUCAUCCGCUGCCUCCCAUAUUGUCGCCGUUUCCUGUUCGCAUUCCAUCCUCCCUACAAUACCGUUGUAAUUCUCAAGAACAAGUCGGUAUCGCACAAUCAGAUUAAGCCUUAUUCGAAAAGCACUACUACCUGAAUAUCGUCUCCUCCACAGCAUACAAAUCGCCCUCCGACUCAGCCAUGCGUUUCUCAAUCAUCGCCCUCCUCGCCUUUUUCGCUUUCGUCCUGGCAGUGCCUCCUACUCAGAAACCUGUGGUAGUGUCAUAUCCAGCCGAUACUCCUUCGUCUGUGAUCGAUCAAGCCAUUGCGGAGAUUAUCAAAGAUGGAGGAAUCAUCACGCAUGAAUACUCUUUGAUCAAAGGCUUUGCAGCCAAGGUCGCUGAAGCCACGCUUGAGAAGAUCACCACAUUGGCGGAUACAUAUGCGCCGCAGAUUGAGGAGGAUUAUGUUGUCCGGAUUGACGGCUCGACUGACUCACAAGAUCAGUAACUGUCGUGACAUGUGAGGCAUGAAUAGCGAAGCCAAGGAGAAUGGACUUAUAGCCGAACGACAAACGGCACAUGAUCGAAAGGCUGCCCGGCUGGGAUGAAUGGCGUUGCAGGCGCUCGGAGUUACAUGUAUCGGACGGACUGCGCAUUUAGAAAAUGAAAAUGCUCCUGAAAUACAAUUUGCCAUGCUCAACCUGCUGUGUCAUAUGAACGUUCCUUGAAUGAGGUAUUCCCUUGUACGAACGGACUAUCAUAUA
Messenger RNA from Exophiala viscosa, 840 nucleotides. RefSeq lists its product as uncharacterized. Lineage: Eukaryota; Fungi; Ascomycota; Eurotiomycetes; Chaetothyriales; Herpotrichiellaceae. The record is from RefSeq and is a predicted model, not a curated record. The coding region runs from base 276 to 584 and encodes 102 amino acids. Gene Ontology annotation, molecular function: endopeptidase inhibitor activity. Gene Ontology annotation, biological process: vacuole fusion, non-autophagic. The transcript is spliced from 2 exons.